AUGAUUGAACUGCAUACUGUGAAGAGCUGUGAAUUUUUGGGAUUGGUAAGUUGGCCUCUAGAGGAAUGGAUUUAUGGAAUGUGGACCUUGAAUCUCGAUUCAGUUGAGGUUCGAAUAGAAGGAGUAUCUGCCGAAGCUUCAUCUACCAUUCUUGCAAAUUUAGCCAUUGACAAUCUCGAUAAUCUUGCAGAUCUCGAGAUCUUUCGUAAGCCCGUUGAUUAUUUGAGGCAGACACCGGGGAGUGUUUCCUGA
Messenger RNA from Ilex paraguariensis (yerba mate), 252 nucleotides. Lineage: Eukaryota; Viridiplantae; Streptophyta; Magnoliopsida; Aquifoliales; Aquifoliaceae. The record is from the annotation of a GenBank genome assembly.